Molecule: messenger RNA, 1543 nt
Organism: Thrips palmi
Lineage: Eukaryota; Metazoa; Arthropoda; Insecta; Thysanoptera; Thripidae
Product: obg-like ATPase 1
Exons: 11
Coding region: 139-1332 (397 amino acids)
Cellular component (GO): cytoplasm
Molecular function (GO): ATP hydrolysis activity; GTP binding; ATP binding
Source: RefSeq, a predicted model, not a curated record
CUCAUACACGCCUGCUCGACGUCCCCCCUCUCUCCCUUCUGUAUCUCCCCACCCAGCUGGCAGUCAGGGGCUCACGUCCAUGUGUUGACUUUCUUUCAAUAUUUUCCUGCCUUGCCAUUAUUUACCCAGGCCUGAGUCAUGCCGCCCAAAAAGGUUCAAGAGCCAGAAAAGAAGCCCUUCAUUGGUAGAGUCGGUACCAACCUGAAGGUGGGCAUUGUUGGUGUUCCCAAUGUCGGAAAAUCCACAUUCUUCAAUGUUCUGACCAAAAGCCAGGCGCCCGCAGAAAAUUUCCCUUUCUGCACCAUUGAUCCCAAUGAGAGUCGUGUUCCUGUGCCAGAUGAGCGCUUUGAUUACCUCUGCAACUUCCACAAGCCUGCCAGCAAGGUGCCAGCCUUCCUGAAUGUGGUGGACAUUGCUGGUCUGGUGAAGGGAGCGGCCGAGGGCCAGGGCCUGGGCAACGCAUUUUUGUCACACAUCAAGGCUUGUGAUGCCAUCUUCCACCUUUGCCGUGCCUUUGACGAUGAUGAUGUCACCCAUGUGGAGGGUGAGGUUGACCCCGUGCGUGAUUUGGAGAUUAUCAAUGAGGAACUGCGGCUGAAGGAUGAGGACUACCUGACCAAAACUUUAGACGGUCUGGAAAGAACUGUCAUCAGAGGAAAUGACAAGAAAGGAAAACCAGAAUAUGACACGCUUGUUAAAGUUAAGGAGCUCUUAGUUAAUGAGAAGAAGCACAUUCGUUUUGGAGACUGGAGUGCAGUGGAUAUUGAAUUUUUGAACAAGCACAUGAUGAUUACUAGUAAGCCUAUGAUAUAUCUAGUAAAUCUUACAGAGAAGGAUUACAUCAAGAAGAAAAACAAGUGGUUGUUAAAAAUCAAGGAAUGGGUUGACAAGAAUGACCCUGGUGCACUCAUUAUCCCCUUCUGUGGAACAUUUGAACACAAACUUGUAGAAAUGGAAGAUGCUGAGCGAGAAGCUUACCUUAAAGAGCAGGGUACUACCAGUGCUCUGGCCAAGAUUAUCGUCAACGGUUACAAAGCUCUGACACUUGAAUAUUUCUUCACUGCUGGCCCUGAUGAAGUGAAAGCAUGGACCAUCCAGAAAGGUACCAAGGCUCCUCAAGCUGCUGGCAAAAUUCACACAGACUUUGAGAAAGGCUUCAUUAUGGCUGAAGUCAUGAAGUUCAAAGACUUCAAAGAAGAAGGCUCUGAAGCAGGUUGCAAAGCUGCUGGCAAGUAUCGUCAGCAAGGUCGCAACUACGUUGUGGAAGAUGGUGACAUUAUUUUCUUCAAGUUCAAUGCUGGAGCUGGUCUGAAGGAUGCGAAAAAGAAGUGAGGGAGAGGUUUGGCUGAUUUUUAAUGAAUUUCCCAAAUCUUUAUUAAACCUGAUUGUUAUUUUGUGCACUUUUUCAACUAACUUAUUGUGUUUCCAAUUGAUGCCGAUCUACACAGCUGGACUGUAGCCUCUCUUACUCAUGUGGAACUGACAACUGAAAUGAAUGUAAAACAACUUAAGCAGAAUAAAAUGGCAACAUCAUUUUUCUCAA